AUGAGCUUCACACCACCUCAACCUCCUGUGUUCACUGGUGAGAACUACCACAUUUGGGUGGUAAAAAUGAAGACUUACCUUCAGGCACAUGACUUGUGGAGUGUAGUGGAGAAUGAUGCCGAGCCACCUCCACUGAGAGCCAAUCCUACUGUUGCUCAGAUGAGACUGCAUGCUGAGGAGUCUGCCAAGAAGCCUAAAGCCAUGGCCUGCUUGCAGAAUGGAGUGUCUGAUGUUAUCUUCACUUGCAUUAUGGCAUGUGACUCAUCUAAGCAAGCUUGGGACAGGUUGAAGGAGGAAUUCAUGGGGUCUGAGAAGACUAGACAGCAACAGCUGAUUAAUCUAAGGAGAGAUUUUAAGAAUCUCAAGAUGAAAGAAGCUGAGACCAUUAAGCAGUAUGCAGAUAGAAUAAUGGCCACAGUGAAUAGUAUAAGGUUGCUUGGUGUAGACUUUGUUGAAAGUAGGGUGGUCGAGAAGGUGAUCACCACACUUCCUGAGAGAUUCGAGUCUAAGAUAUCUUCAUUGGAGGACUUGAGAGAUCUCACAACCAUUUCUCUAUCAGAAUCGGUGAACUCACUCUAUGCUUUGGAGCAGAGAAGGGCUAAUAGGCAGGAAGAAAACUCUGAGGGAGCCUUUCAAGCAAGGGCCAAAGAAAGCUCUAGUGCAAGUCAAAAAGGCAAGAAGCCUUGGCUUGACAAGAAGGACAAAAUCAGAAAGGAUUCAAGCAAGAAGACCUACCCACCAUGCACUCACUACAAAAGAACCACACACUCAGAAAGAAACUGUUGGAGAAGACCAGAUGUUCAAUGCUGGAAAUGCAAGCAAUAUGGUCAUGUUGAGAAAAUCUGUAGGAGCAAAGGCAAAGUACCAGUACAGCAACAAGAUCAGGCACAUCCUGCUGAGGAUAACAAGCUCAAGAGGAGCAUGUUUUCAAUGCAUCUUCCUUUGCAACUACAAGCAAAGCCAAAUGUAGCUGGCUUGUAG
This is a messenger RNA of Gossypium arboreum, 981 nucleotides long. RefSeq lists its product as uncharacterized. The record is from RefSeq and is a predicted model, not a curated record. The transcript has a single exon. The coding region runs from base 1 to 981 and encodes 326 amino acids. Gene Ontology annotation, molecular function: nucleic acid binding; zinc ion binding. Lineage: Eukaryota; Viridiplantae; Streptophyta; Magnoliopsida; Malvales; Malvaceae.